Molecule: messenger RNA, 387 nt
Organism: Mercurialis annua (annual mercury)
Lineage: Eukaryota; Viridiplantae; Streptophyta; Magnoliopsida; Malpighiales; Euphorbiaceae
Product: LRR receptor-like serine/threonine-protein kinase EFR
Exons: 3
Coding region: 1-387 (128 amino acids)
Source: RefSeq, a predicted model, not a curated record
AUGACUGCUCGAAUUAGCAAUUUCGGGCUGGCAAAAUUCCUUUUGGAAUCAAUCCAGAGCAAUUCUUCUAAUCAAGCGAGUUCUGCUGGAUUGCGAGGAACUAUCGCUUAUGCUCCUCUAGGAACUGCAGUAUCGACAUAUGGCGAUGUUUAUAGUUAUCGAACUCUUUUGUUGGAAAGUUUUACCGGAAAGAGGCCGACUGAUGAGGCAUUAAAAGACGGCUAUAACCUUCACAAAUUCUCAGUAUCAGCUUUUUCUAAUGGAGAGCCCGAAGAAGAGGUUAUAGAUCCGGUUCAGCAGCUUAAGAGCUACCAUUUUGCAAUUUCCACCAAGAAUUCCAUAACUAUACACAUCACCAAAGCCACCGAUGCCGAUCAGAUUUUUUGA